CGGAGAGAAGGAGUGAGAAAAAGAUAGAGAGAAGGAGAGAAAGAGUGAGAAGGAAGAGGGACCUUUUGGGAGGCAGCAGCAGUCUUUGGUAUUCAGAGGAUUUCCUUUGGGGAUAAAAGGACGCUUUGAAUUGAUGACUGAAGAGGUCUAGACUGCUGGUUGUGAGGAUGUUGUCAACAGGGCAGAUCAGGUGGUGUUUGUGGGCUCCACUGGUGUUACUGGCCCUAGUUUCCAGUUUCCCCAGUAAGGCACAGGGUCAAGUUCCAGCUCCAAGGAGGCUGCGUUUCAAAGUGCUGAGCUCAAGCAAACUCCUUGUUUCGUGGAAAGAGCCCAAAGGAGACUUUGACAGCUAUCUGUUCCUCUACAACAGCAUACCAGGUGGUCAGCAGAGGGAGAUCAUAGUGUCUAAAUCUGACACUAAGGUGUUAAUAACAGAUUACAGCCCCUCAAAAGACUACACUGUCAGUGUCAUCGCUGUCAGUGGCAGCGAGCAGAGCAGACCACUUCAGGGCAGACACAAAGCUGAAAGAGGUAAGAGUGACGGAGGAGACGAGACUGAGCCCCAGAGGCUGACUGAUUCAGUUGCACCUCCAGAGGAUGCCAACGAGAUCUCUGGAGCGGAUCAGUUUGUGUGUCGCACUGAAGCCAUUGCUGACAUCGUGAUCUUGGUGGACGGCUCCUGGAGUAUUGGUCGGAUCAACUUCCGGCUGGUCCGCAUGUUCCUGGAAAACCUGGUCAAUGCCUUUGAUGUUGGCAUCGAUAAGACGAGGAUAGGUCUGGCUCAGUAUAGUGGUGAUCCAAGGAUAGAGUGGCAUCUAAAUGCGUUCUCCACUAAAGAAGCGGUCAUUGAUGCUGUCAAGAACCUGCCCUACAAAGGAGGAAACACUCUUACAGGCCUUGCAUUGACUUAUAUCUUGGAAAACUGCUUCAAGCCUGAGUCUGGUUCACGAGUUGGCGUGCCCAAGAUUGGGAUCCUAAUCACGGAUGGGAAGUCCCAGGAUGAUGUUAUACCGCCUGCAGAGAGUCUGCGUAAUGCCGGGGUCGAGCUGUUUGCUAUUGGUGUGAAGAACGCUGAUGAGAAUGAGUUGCACUCCAUCGCCUCAGAGCCGGAAAACACUCAUGUCUACAAUGUGGCUGACUUCAACAUCAUGAGCUCUAUAGUAGAGGGUCUGACCAGAACAGUGUGUGAACAAGUGGUGCAGCAAGAUAAAGACAUCAAAGAGAAACAGAUACCAGAGACGACUGGAACGCCACUUGACCUGGCUACGUCAGAGGUCACGGCCCGCAGCUUCAGGGUCUCAUGGAGCCACGCCCCCGGAAAUGUAGAGAAAUACAGGGUGGUUUAUUAUCCUGCUCAGGGAGGAGAACCGCAAGAGGCUGUAGUGGACGGCAGUGAAACUUCAGUGGUGCUACAGCAUCUCAGCUCUCUCACUGAGUACCAGCUGGCUGUGUUUGCUGUGUAUGCAAAUGAGGCAAGUGAAGCUUUGAGAGGAUCAGAAACAACCUUGGCCCUUCCCACUGUGACGGGCUUGCAGCUGUUUGAUGUGACUCACAGCACCAUGAAAGCAAGAUGGGACAGUGUGGACGGGGUGUCUGGCUACAUGCUGCUCUACGCGCCUCUUACAGAUGAUGGAGACUUGGACGAGAAGGAGGUCAAGGUAUCGGAUGCAGUGACGGAGCUGGAGCUGGAUGGAUUGAUCCCUCACACUGAAUACACUGUCACUGUUUAUGCCAUGUUUGGAGAGGACGCCAGUGACCCUGUAACAAACCAGGAAACUACAUUGCCACUGAGUCCUCCCAGUAACCUCCAGUUCUCUGAUAUCACCCAUAACUCGGCCCACAUCAGCUGGGACCCCGCGCCCAGAGGAGUUAAAGGUUACCGCAUCACAUGGGUCAAGAUAGACGAACCAGUCAUGGAGAAGGUGGAGGUCGGUCCAGUCAGCUCUUAUGACCUCAGUGGUUUGACAUCUCUGAUGGAGUACUCAGUGGCCAUCUUUGCCCUGUACGACGACGGCCAAUCAGGGGCGCUCACCGAUGGAUUCACCACCACUCCAGUUCCUGGUCCUCUGAAUCUACGCUCCAGUGACGUCAGCACAAACAGCUUUGCAGUCAGCUGGGAUCACUCAGCCAGUGACAUCGUCCUUUACAGACUCUCUUGGGCACCUUUCACAGGUGGUGACACAAAAGAGGUGGUCUUGGAGGGAACUGCUAACAGAUACAUGCUGACCAGUCUGCGUCCGUCUACUGAGUAUGAUGUUAUGUUGACGGCUGUAUUCAGAGAUGAAUCAGAGAGUGACACUAUCUCUGUUGUACAGACCACAUUGGCCAAGACAACAACGAUUGCUACCACAACCACAGUGGCACGUCAGGCGGUGAGAAACCUUCUGCUGAGCGACGAGACCACCCAGAGCUUAGAGGCAUCAUGGGAGAUGGAAGAUCCCCACGUGGAGAGCUACAGGGUCUCCUACGCUGACCUCAUGGGUGACCACAAAGAGGAGUCUGUGUUAGUCCCUGGUGGUCAGAGGAGAGCUGUGCUACAGCCUUUGUUACCAGACACCCAGUACAAAGUGACAGUCACACCAGUAUACAUGGACGGACAAGACGGCAUCAGUAUUUCUGCCCUGGGAACCACAUUGCCCCUCUUGUCUCCUGGAAACAUUCGUGUAUCAGAGGAGUGGUACAACCGCUUCAGGGUCACCUGGGAUCCACCUCAGUCUCCUACAGUGGGUUACAGGAUCGUCUACCAGCCUAUUUAUGUUCCAGGACCAGUUUUGGAGACAACAGUGGGUGAAGAUGUGAACUCCUUGCUCCUUCUGAAUCUACUCAGUGGGACUGAAUAUGGUGUUCAAUUGACGGCUUCUUACCCUACGGGACAAAGUGAACCACAGCUUGUGAACGCUAAAACAUUGUUCCUCGGCGUCUCUGGCUUGUCAACCUACCAGGUGCGUCCCAACAGCAUGUGUGUCCAAUGGCAGCCUCUUCUACAUGCCACAUUAUACAGAGUCUCCAUACAGUCUACACUCAAUAGCCAGAGGCAGGAAGUGAGCCUGGGAGGCGGUUCUUCUCGACAGUGCUUUUAUGACCUCACUCCCAGCAGCCAAUACCAGAUCAGCAUCCACACACAGAUGCAGGAAAUGGAGGGACCUUCGGUCUCCAUCACUGACAUGACGCUGCCAGCGCCAACUCAGCCUCCAACUGAACCACCCACCACAGAGCCCCCUCCCACCAUCCCGCCUGCUAAAGAAGUGUGCAAGGAGGCCAAGGCUGACCUGGCGUUCCUGGUGGACGGCUCCUGGUCCAUCGGAGACGACAACUUCAUGAAGAUCACACGUUUCCUCUACAGCACCAUGGGAUCGCUGGAUCUGAUUGGACCAGAUGGCACUCAGGUGGCCAUUGCUCAGUUCAGCGACGAUGCUCGGACAGAAUUCCAGCUGAGUUCCCAUGGCGACAAGGAGGCGCUGCUCGAAGCCAUUCAGAGGAUCCGAUACAAAGGAGGAAACACUAAGACAGGUCGGGCCAUCAAACAUGUGAAAGAGUCCAUUUUCACUCCAGAGGCUGGAGCCAGAAGGGGCGUCCCUAAGGUCCUGGUUGUCCUCACUGAUGGUCGUUCACAAGAUGAUGUCAACAAAGUGUCCAAGGAGAUGCAAAUGGAGGGCUACAUCAUCUUUGCCAUUGGCUUUGCGGAUGCGGACUACGGAGAGCUGGUGAACAUCGCCAGCAAGCCCAGCGACAGACAUGUCUUUUUUGUGGACGAUUUGGAUGCUGUCAAGAAAAUAGAAGAACAGCUCAUUACCUUUGUCUGUGAGGCUGCCACUGCCACUUGUCCGUCUGUUUUGAUGAGUGGUAACACAUUGGCAGGUUUCCGUAUGAUGGAGAAGUUUGGCCUGGUAGAGAAGGAGUACAGCAUCAUACCUGGAGUUUCUCUGGAGCCAGGGUCAUUCAACAGCUUCCCUUGUUACAGGUUACACCGUGACGCUCUGGUGUCUCAGCCCACAAAGUACCUUCACCCCGAGGGUUUACCCUCUGACUAUACCAUUUCAAUGAUGCUACGCCUACUUCCGGAGACCCCGCAGGAGCCCUUUGCAUUGUGGGAAAUCCUCAACAGAGACAACAAGCCAUUGGUGGGACUAAUUCUGGACAACUCUGGAAAGACCUUGACGUUCUUCAACUAUGACUACAAAGGAGACUUCCAGACUGUUACCUUUGAAGGAACGGAAAUCAAAAAGAUCUUCCACGGCAGCUUCCACAAGCUCCAUGUAACCAUCAGUAAGACGUCUGUGAAGGUGGUGUUGGAUUGCUCCGUGGUUGGGGAGAAAUCCGUCAGUGCAGCUGGUAACAUCACUACCGACGGAGUGGAGAUCCUCGGAAGGAUGUUUCAGCACAGAGGCGCACAGGAGAGCUCUGCUCCAUUCCAGCUCCAGAUGUUUGACAUCAUCUGCAGUACAUCUUGGGCCAGCAGAGAUAAGUGUUGUGAGCUGCCAGCAUUGAGAGUUGAGGAGCAGUGCCCUCCCAUGCCUCAUGCCUGUACCUGCUCCCAGGAUAGCAAAGGACCCCCAGGACCUUCUGGACCCCCUGGCGGUCCAGGCAUAAGGGGAGCCAGAGGAGACAGAGGAGAGCCAGGAGUGACGGGACCUCAAGGGCCAGUGGGAGAGAUUGGCCCUCCUGGACCACCAGGACCACCCGGUCCUCAGGGACCCAGUGGGCUCUCCAUUCAGGGACCCCCGGGUGCUGCUGGAGAGAAGGGAGACAGAGGAGAGAUUGGUCCAGCCGGACAAAUGGGUGUUCCUGGAAGUCCUGGCUCACCUGGCAGAGACGGUCCCCCAGGAGCAAGGGGUCUGCCGGGAAAUAACGGACCGCAGGGACGACAGGGACCUCCUGGGCCCGUUGGAGCCCCGGGUGCACCUGGAGCUCCAGGACCAGGCGGGCCAGCGGGGUCCCAAGGAGAACAAGGACUUCCUGGUCCUGCUGGUACCAAAGGCGAUAGGGGAGAAAGAGGUGAUGUGCAAUCCCAAGCUGCAGUUCGUGCCAUCGCACGGCAAGUGUGUGAACAGCUCAUCCAGAGCCACUUAUCUCGCUACAACUCCAUACUGAACCAGAUCCCCAUCCAGUCGGCCGUGUCAGUGCGAACUGUACCGGGACCACCAGGGGAGCCAGGUAGGAGAGGCCCCCCGGGACCUCAGGGAGAGCAAGGUCCGCCCGGCAGACCUGGCUUCCCUGGUACCAAUGGCCAGAAUGGACGACCAGGAGAGAGAGGUCUUCCAGGAGAGAAGGGAGAGAGGGGAAAUACAGGGGUCGGGACUCAGGGACCUCGAGGACCACCCGGACCUCCAGGCCUGCCAGGUGAAGGACGGACAGGUAGCCAGGGCCCACCUGGUCGGCCUGGCAACCCAGGGACAGCGGGGAGGCCAGGGAAUCCAGGUAGCCCCGGACCGACUGGCCCACCAGGAUACUGUGACCAGAACUCUUGUCUGGGAUACAACGUCGGAGUUCAACAGGACUAUGGGAAUGAUUACUGAGGAGCAUUCUCCAACCGUCCUCCCCCUCUCCUUCUCCUCCUCCUCCUCCUCCUGUGCUCACCUCCUUCCAUCCCUCCCUCUGCACCCUGUACAUAAGACUAGAAAUUGGAGAAAUUGAUCAAUUCGGUGAUUCCCUCAAGGCUUCCAUACUUCUUGGGAUGGAUAAUUACUCCGGGCCCCCGGUGUUUAAACUCUAAUCCCUGCAGCAGUGUCUUAUGCAAUUUGGUUCUCCGAAGAAUUUUUUUUUUUCCCCAAAUUACUCUUGGCAACCAAAUCAUUUUUGCAAGAUUAUUUGUGAAAUUAUCUGGAAUUUUUGAAGGCAACAAAUUUAACAUCGUGAUUUUUUUUUUCCCCACAAAAUUUAAAAAACCAACGUGGUUUUAAGCAACUAUAAGCCCUCUUUUAGGCCAUGUGCAAGUUUUUAGAAACAUUAUUCACAAAAGAUUUUCCGUGUCAAUGCACAUGAUUCUGUACGAUUAUUUAAUAUGAAUAGAAACUGGAUUCAUUUCUAAUAUCAGCUCAAUUUUUUGAUGGAACUACUGAGCUCUGUUUUUCAUCGUUUGAGCGUGUCAGACAGAAAUGGAUUAGGUUACCCACAACGCUUCUGUGAUGAUCACCACCGCUGAUCACAGUGCCAUCUGUCAACAAAUGCUCGUGCACACAAUGCUUUGCUGCAGCAGCCCCCGCUUCACCCCGCUUUGAGCUCAAAUCUCUUCAAAGCUAAUCUCAGCUAAAUCCUGUUGAAUUGCUUUGAUGCUGAUUGGCUGCAGUCAUUACUAACCAACCCCUUCUAUCUGUACAUCUCACAUAUUGUAAGCUGGGCAGAAAAUUUUACCCCUAAUGUGACCCAGAUGUGAUGUUUUCAUUUCUGGAAAAAUGAACAGGUCUGGGUGAAAUGUGGAAGAGAUCAGAUUUUCCUUUAGUUUCAUUAACCAACUUUCUCAUUAACCCAAUCUUUCAGACACUAUCUUAGGACCCAAUCUUGCUUGUGCGCAGUCCUAAGGAGCUCAUUUCAGUGUCAAAGAUUUAAGAUAAGUUUAGUAUAAUUUAAAUUUCAGCCUGUGCAUUCUUCACAUUCCUGCUGUGCUUCUGCUCGUUUAAAGCAUUUUUAGUCGCAAAGCCAACCUUAAGCUCGCUCCAUGCUCACCUGUUGCGGUGGUUUUAUUUGAGCUGUGGUGAUCCAGAAAUAUGUACUCAAACUGACCCCAAAAUAUUCCCAUCACCCCAGUCCAACCCCUGCCUCAUGGCGGCUACCAGCCCUACAAUCCCCCCUACAACCAGCUGUACAACCCUGCUGCAGUGGCUUACAACAACGACCAAGGAGGCGAAGAAGAAGAGGAGGAGCAGGAGGGCGAGGAAGAGCAAGACCCCUAUUACCAUCGCGGUUACCCCCCUCAGUACUACCCCCAACAGCCUUCCCCACUGGCCCACGGUCGCCAUGGUUACCACUCAAGCCCCAUCCACUCUGAGGAUGUGGAGCUGAGGUCGCCGGGCGUCGCCAGGAGGUUUUCCCGUGAUGUCGUCGUCAUGGAGGAGAGUGAGGAGGGAGGACUCUAGAGAAAGGAUGGACUCACCUGAAGUGCUUGAGCCCCGCAUGCCAUUACACACACACACACAGGUAUUCACAUAUGGAAACAAAUCGGACACUGACACACACAUAAACAUCAAACACCCCCCCCCAUCUGAAACUGUGGUGAGAACCCCCCUCUCCCUGUGUCUCCAGUGAGUUUCUCCGCCUGGUGAAACGGUGUAAAUAGCUCUAUGGACUCUUGUACGAUAUCUCUGUUAAAGGGGGGGUCCAAAAAGUGCCUGAUCUAUGUUAGCAUCGUCCAGUGGUAAAGGUAAGACCAGUUUCUUCUCAUCUUACAGCUGAUUUCAGGACUAAACCCUUCUUUUUGUGUGAAGCUGCAUGUCUCCUUUGAGCCAACAAGUGAGUGUGUAACUGGAUACGUGCAUCUUGUUUUGGUUUUUAUGUAACUAGCUAGAUUAUUUUACAAUUCAAAUCAUUGAGGACGAUGAGCUGGCAACAUUUGUACAGGCUGCUUUUUAUAAUGAUGAAUCAUGUUUCCCCCGCUUAUUCCCGUGUGUAAAGGAAUAUUGAGGUGGUUUUUUUGAAGUGAUUUCUCUGUGCAGUAUUGUGUUGAGUUUGCUUCUCUUUACCAGUGUUUUGGCUGAACUAUUGUGGGAGUUAAUCCUCCCCAAAAUGAAAUGCAGAAGCAGAUGCAUCAAAUUUCUGUUCUUUUAAAUUAUUUUCAUUUAGAGAAAAUCUGGCCGCUUUUACAUUUUGUCCUGCCGUAUUUCGUUCUGUAUACGGCUCUACAAACAUGGAGCAGGUCUGUUCUGGCUUUUAAUACUCAGACUUGUGGUGAAUUUCAAGGACAAAUCUGUGUUGUUUGCGUCUUAUGUUGCUGCCCUAAUUUGUUUUGUUUAUUGUUCUUAUGCAAAGUCGGGCCUGCUCACUGUGGAAACUGUUUUCUCACUGGUUGACCUCUGACCUCACGCUGGACGGACACCUGGAUCCAGUUCUUAUUCAAAACAGUGUGCUGCCUCUCGGCAAAACCAGUAAGGACUAAACCACAAGUGUGAACGUUGCCCCUCCUGCACUGCAGUCUGAAAAAACAAGCACUAAAGUACAUAAAAGUUUAGCUGUGAGCUGGCCCUAAUCUAUUAUAGAUUUAAACUGGUGAACUUAAACAGUUUUAAUAAGGAAUGUGUCUCACCACCAUCCCCCUUAGUACAAUAUGAACUUAUUUAUUUUCUAUUUUGUUUUGCUUUUAUAACCAAUAAAUCUGUAAUGAGA
Messenger RNA from Toxotes jaculatrix (banded archerfish), 8316 nucleotides. RefSeq names its product collagen, type XIV, alpha 1a (gene col14a1a). The record is from RefSeq and is a predicted model, not a curated record. Bases 168 to 5516 code for a protein of 1782 amino acids. Gene Ontology annotation, cellular component: interstitial matrix. Lineage: Eukaryota; Metazoa; Chordata; Actinopteri; Toxotidae. The transcript is spliced from 48 exons. Gene Ontology annotation, molecular function: protein binding.